Messenger RNA from Chaetomium fimeti, 1559 nucleotides. RefSeq lists its product as uncharacterized. Gene Ontology annotation, molecular function: exopolyphosphatase activity. Lineage: Eukaryota; Fungi; Ascomycota; Sordariomycetes; Sordariales; Chaetomiaceae. The record is from RefSeq and is a predicted model, not a curated record. Gene Ontology annotation, cellular component: cytoplasm. The transcript is spliced from 2 exons. Bases 255 to 1559 code for a protein of 434 amino acids.
GACCGAAUUCCUUGUUUUCGAAAGCGGGAGUGACGUUCAAUAUUUUGUAGCCGACAUCUUGUCCAUGCUCGCCAUUUUACCAACUCGAUAUCUCUUGCUUGUCAGGUGUCGAGGGCGCUGCAGCAUUAUUUGCGAUCAAUCGAGACACUUCUUUUCAAGUUGAGAAGGCGUGAGUGAUAUUUAUUUUUAAACUAAAAUUACGCAUUUCCUGAACUGAGCCUUGAACGGCCCGUGAUUUCUAAAGUGCAACCUCCAUGCCUUCGACGCCAGUUGCCAUGUCACCAACCCGGGCAUCACUCAAGGGCUUCUUAGCAACUGCCAGGAAGGCCCUUUUAUCUCCUCCCGCGCAAAGACCGAAACCCUUGACCUUUGUCGUCGGUAAUGAAUCGGCAGACCUCGACUCGCUCUGCUCAGCCGUCGUCUUUGCCUAUUUCCGCACUCACACUCCCGCUCACGGCCUGCACAUACCACUUUCCAACCUCCCCCGAGCAGACCUCGCUCUUCGCCCGGAACUCCAGGCCGUUCUCCACCCCGCAGGGCUCAAGCCAGACGACCUUAUCACCCUCUGCGACCUCCCACGCGAGGGCCUCCACCCGCAAGAUACCCGCUGGCUCCUCGUCGACCACAACGCCCUCACCGGGCGCCUCGCCGCAUCCUUUUCCGGCCAGGUAGUCGGCUGUAUCGACCACCACGUCGACGAGGGCGUUAUCCCGCAUGACGUCCCGGAGGGCCAGCCGCGGCGAUUCGCCACAUGUGGCAGCUGCAUGAGCCUAGUCCUCGACCACUGCAAGCCAACCUGGGACAGCCUGGCCGCCUCGGCCUGCGAAGACGGCACGUCAGCGGCAGAAUGCGACGCCCAGCUCGCACACGUCGCCCUGGCCCCCAUCCUCAUCGACACCAUCAACCUCACGUCCAAGGAUAAGACCACCGACUGGGACGUGCACGCCACCGAGCUCGCCGAGUCAAAGCUAGCCUCCUUUGAGUCCCAAUCCCAAUCCCGAUCCCAGGUCCAAACCCAACCCUCAGCCCAAGAAGACGCCGCCCCCUACAACCGCGAAACCUACCACGCCACCCUAACCACCCUCAAAGAGCAAAUCGCCGGCCUCCCCUACCGCGACGUCCUCCGCAAGGACUACAAGCGCUGGACCGAAGGCAGCCUCGGACUCGGCAUGUCGACCGUAGUGCAGGACCUAACCACAACGACAGCCACGGCCGGGGAAGGAGAGCGCGGAGCGUUCGUGGCGGCGCUGCGGGCGUGGGCGGGCGAGCAGGGGCUGGACAUCGCGGCGGUGAUGACGGUCUCGCGGCCCGGCGGGGUGUUUACGCGCGAGUUGCUGGUGUGGGGGCUGAGUGAGGCCGGGGUGGCGGCGGUGGGGGAGUUUCGGAGGCGGUUUGCGGAGAAGCUUGGGUUGGAGUCGUGGGAGGGUGGGGGGUUGGAUGGAGGGGGGGAGGGCGAGGGGGAGUGGCGGGUUUGUUGGAGGCAGAAGGAGGUUUCGUGUAGUCGGAAGCAGGUGGGGCCCAUGUUGAGGGAGGCGAUGAGGGAGUCGGCGAAGUUGUGA